Molecule: messenger RNA, 3099 nt
Organism: Aspergillus luchuensis
Lineage: Eukaryota; Fungi; Ascomycota; Eurotiomycetes; Eurotiales; Aspergillaceae
Product: NACHT domain protein
Exons: 8
Coding region: 1-3099 (1032 amino acids)
Source: RefSeq, a predicted model, not a curated record
AUGGCCACAGAAGGAUCAACCUGCUUCCAGCAGGCCUUAAAUUCAUUUAAAACUCAGUCAGGUCCUGGACUGGUGGCAGAGUUUGAGAUGACAUCUUUAACGGCCCUUAAGAGCUCCAUAGCGAAGAUCGAAAAGAGACAAGCCACGGAAAGACGAAUGCAGAAUAUGCGACGACUCUACAAAUUUGUUGAUAUAAUGGAGAGACAUGGUAAAUUAAUUGAAAUAUUGCUGAACACGACUAACCUGCUCGCAUUUGUUUGGGGGCCAAUGAAGUUUUUGUUACAAGUUGCUAGCUCUGUGUCUGAAGCUUUCAACGAGCUACUGGAUACUUAUAAAGUCAUCGGAGAAAGCAUAGAGCUUCUAGAAAAUUGCAAUGGACUUAUCGAUGGUAACCAUCUUGUUAAACAAGCCGUGGUGUCUAUGUUUCAGGAUAUUUUCGAGUUUCAUCAAACUGCACUAGCGUAUUUCAGGAAGCCUAUGUGGAAGCAGGUUUUUCAGGCUACUUGGUCUACCUACAAAGCGAAGUUCGGACCGGUUGUCGACAGUUUGAAACGCCAUAAACAGGUGUUUGGUGACAGGCUAACCUUCGCACAACUUGAGAAUAUUCGCUCAGAAGGGAUCAGAUCGUCGGAAGCACUGAAAAAGUUGCAAAAGGACGAGGAAAUGGGUCAGCUGAGAGAUAUUCAAUGUUGGCUGAAUAGUGCAGAUAUCGCAAGUGAUCAGGAUACUUUCACGAGCGUGCGAAGUCGCAAUACACAAGCGGGGAUUUGGAUUUUGCGUCACCAACUUUACUGCGCUUGGAAGGAAAGAAAGGCGCAGCCGAUGCUCUGGGUCAAUGGCAUUCCAGGAGCUGGGAAGACUAUCCUAGCUUCGAUCAUGGUUGAAGACUGCCUCAAGAGCUAUGAAUCUACGGCUUGGUUCUACUUUAGGAAUGGCGAUGCGCAAAGAAGCUCCUUCCUCAAUCUUGCGUCCAGUCUUAUCUCGCAGCUGCUCGAACAUAAUUGCGAUCUGCUACCUUAUGUCUUCGAAGAGAUGUGCCGCAAAGGCAAGCAAUCAUUCUCAUCAGAGAUAUUAGCCAAAGAGCUACUUCAUGUAAUCCUUAGGAAUUCCGGACAUGUUUGCAUCAUCCUCGAUGGGCUUGAUGAGUGCAGCAGAAUGGAAAGGAAGAAGAUCCUUGAUUGGAUCUGUCUAGUAAGCGAACAUCCACAGGAUCGUGAUAAUUCAUAUUCCACAAUCUGUCUUCUUGUGUCACAAAGGGACGGGAUCACCUCCAAGGCUUUACGUGAUAUCCCAAGCUUGGAAAUUACCGCCAAGGAUACACGGGAUGACAUUCUUGCAUUCCUAUGGUCGCGAGGUUCAGAGAUUCAAACCAAGUUCCAAAUCAGUGAUGAAAGCACCAAAACGAUGGUGGAGCUUGUCAUGGAAAAGGCGGGCGGAAUGUUCCUUCUCGCAAAGCUUGUUAUGAACAAUCUCUUUUGUCAAGUCUCACCAGGCAAUUUCUACAAGGAGUUGAACAUGAAGCAAAUACCUACGCAACUUGAUCAGGCAUACGACCGGAUCUUGAGCAAUAUUCUUGAAGACCAGUCUUCCCGACCUCAUUCGCUUCAGCUACUCGGGUGGCUUGUAUGUGCAAAACGUCGACUUAAGUGGCGGGAGAUCCAGGGCGCGGUAUCAGUUGAUCUUGAAGGCGAAGAUGUCGAUUUCGAAAGUCGUCAAUGGAUUCUUGACUCCAGAGAUCUAUGUGACUCUCUAGUUGAAGUAAAGACCGAUGGGACUCUCGAGUUUGUUCAUGCAACUGCCAAGCAGUACCUCAUCCGGGCAAAGUUCGUUGACGUCGGACAAGUGGAGUUGGAUAUGGCUUCUCUGUGUGUGGGCUACCUAGCCCUACCAGGGUUUGAGAUAAUCCUGCCAGAUGAGUCCGUUACAGACUUCAUAAGCACUGGAUAUUAUGCAUUUCUAGACUACGCAGUCUGCUUCUGGUCUUUCCAUCUUCAGGAGGGUCUCAAAGGCACCAUAGAUCGGGAGGAUGCAAUGACAUUAAUCGGAUUUCUGUCGAAAUUCUUAGAGUCGCACUACCGGCGCCCUACGAAGGAUUUCAACAUUCCCUCUUCUGCGCACGAAUUACGGAGGCGAAUUGAAGAGCAUGGCCCUUGGUCUGCUGCAGAUAAUUUUCUCCAUGCUUUUGUCUCUGCGCAGAGUCAGAUCAACUGUUACACUCAGGACGCCGCCUCUAAUGUGUGUCUCAAUAUACCCGACGUCAUUUCCCGCAUCAGAGACAAUAUAGAGAGAGCUGUCUCAGAGAACGUGGGCAGCGGGAGGAUUGACUCGAGAGUACUGUACUCUUUCUACGGCCGGAAUCUCUAUAAAUGCCCUAGGACGAGUUGUGAUUUCUUCCAUCAAGGGUUUGAAACUCCUCAGCAAAGAGAAUCUCAUCUGAGCAAGCACGACAGGCCUUUUGGAUGCUCUUUUCCGCAAUGUUACAGAGCGACUAUUAGGUUCGGUUUAAAGAGGCAACUCGAAAAGCACAUCGCAGAUACCCAUGAAAAACAUGCAAGGGAAAUGCACGCUUUUCCUUCCAAGCGAAUCAGGAGGGCUUUAUUGUGCAGAUUCUGCAAAAAAGAGUUUCAAGAAACGAGCACAUUCCGCAAGCAUGACUGCACACGUCCAGCUCCAGAGCGGUCAGAGAACCUUGAUACGACGGACAUGUCUUCGACCCCAGGCGUUAAAGCCACCAGACGUAAACCCCACGUGACAAAUUUAGAAUGGCUUAGUCCCGACGAAGUCGAGAAUAUGUCACGCUUGCGUGAGCAGGACAAAGUACGAUAUAAGCAGCCCGUACAUAACCGAGGGACGAUCCUUAAUGGCUAUGGCCCCGUGAGCCCCGAGUACUGGAUAGAGCUAUCCAACGCUAUCACGAAGGCGAGAGAACUACAAGAGUACCAGCAAAAUCAGCGACCCAUCAAGCAACAAGAGCAAUCUCAUGAUACCCAAGCCGUGCAGCAGGCCACAGCGCCGGACAAUGUUCAGUCAACUUCCCCCCCAAAUUUAAAACAAAGUUCAGGGUAUCACUUUUCACCUCCCGCCGAACCUCACAACUGA